Phodopus roborovskii (desert hamster) is the source of this 3198-nucleotide messenger RNA. RefSeq names its product zinc finger protein, FOG family member 1 (gene Zfpm1). The coding region runs from base 16 to 3135 and encodes 1039 amino acids. Gene Ontology annotation, biological process: negative regulation of transcription by RNA polymerase II; erythrocyte differentiation; positive regulation of transcription by RNA polymerase II. The record is from RefSeq and is a predicted model, not a curated record. The transcript has 10 exons. Gene Ontology annotation, cellular component: nucleus. NCBI's taxonomy places the organism in Eukaryota, Metazoa, Chordata, Mammalia, Rodentia, Cricetidae. Gene Ontology annotation, molecular function: RNA polymerase II-specific DNA-binding transcription factor binding.
GCACAACUUAAGGCCAUGGGGGGCGGAGCUCCAGAGCGGAGGGGUAGGGCCAGACAAGUCAGGGGCCUGUGCUGCAGGGUUGCUGAACAAAACAGGUCUCCAAGUCCUAACCAGGCCUGCGGACAUAGCCUCGGGAAACUGGAACUAGCGAAGGAGGCUAGAGGUCUACCAAGAACUGAAGGUUCCCUCAGAGAUACUGAGGCUAGAGAAGAAACCCAGGCCAUGGACAUCAGCCCCAUGGAGCAAGAGGCCACAUCCCCUGAAGCCCCAUCCAUAGAGGAGCCCCCAAGCCCACCCAGAGAAGAUGUGAGUCCAUCCACAGUGCCAGCACCCCCUGAGUCUCCAGAAGGUCCUGAGGAUAUGGAGGAGCAGGAGUUGGAGAUGAGGUCCCAGGAUGAAGAGAAAGAGGAAAAGGAAGACGAGGCAGCCAUUGCCAGUCCCUGGAGUGGACCAGAGGAGCUGGAGCUGGCACUGCAGGACGGGCAGAAGUGUGUGCGGGCCCGACUGAGCCUCACUGAGGGCCUGUCCUGGGGUCCAUUCCAUGGGAGCAUCCAGACCAGAGCCUUAUCCCCUGAGCGGGAAGAACCGGGCCCAGCUGUGACCCUGCUGGUGGAUGAGGCCUGCUGGCUAAGGAUGCUACCCCAGGCCCAGACUGAAGCUGAAGCCAACUCUGAGAUCUACAGGAAGGAUGAUGCCCUCUGGUGCAGGGUCACCAAGGUGGUACCUUCUGGUGGACUACUACAUGUGCUCCUUGUGACUGAGCCCCACAGUACUCCCAGACACCCUGUGCAGGAACCAGUAGAACCUGGAGGCCCAGCCCCAGCACACACAGACAUCCAGCUGCUUCCCCAGCAGGCUGGCAUGGCAUCCAUCCUCGCUACUGCAGUCAUCAACAAAGAUGUCUUCCCCUGCAAAGACUGUGGGAUCUGGUACCGUAGUGAGCGGAACCUGCAAGCCCACCUGCUCUACUACUGUGCCAGCCGCCAGCGUGCAGGCUCCCCUGCCUCAGCGACUGAGGAGAAGCCCAAGGAGACCUACCCCAAUGAGCGAGUCUGCCCCUUUCCCCAGUGCCGAAAGAGCUGCCCCAGUGCCAGCUCGCUGGAGAUUCACAUGCGCAGCCACAGUGGAGAGCGCCCCUUUGUGUGCCUCAUCUGCCUGUCAGCCUUCACCACCAAGGCCAACUGUGAACGCCACCUCAAGGUGCACACAGACACACUCAGCGGUGUCUGUCACAACUGUGGCUUCAUAUCCACCACAAGGGACAUCCUCUACAGCCACCUGGUGACGAACCACAUGGUAUGCCAGCCAGGCUCCAAGGGUGAGAUCUACUCUCCAGGGGCUGGACAUCCAGCAGCCAAACUUCCUCCAGACAACCUCGCAGGCUUCCAACAGCACUCACUGAUGCACAGCCCCCUGGCUCCCGCUGACAAGGCACCCACCCCAUCCUCCGGACUGGACAAUAAGACUUUGGCCGAAGUCACCAACGGAGAGUCCAGAGUGCCCCCCCAAAAUGGGGGCAGCAGCGAGUCCCCAGCAGCCCCCAGAACCAUCAAGGUGGAGGCUGCAGAAGAGCCUGAAGCAGCUCAUGCCUCAGACCCAGGAGAGCCCGGUCCCCAGGCUCCCUCUCGGACACCUUCACCGCACAGCCCCACUCCAGUCAGGGUGAAGACAGAACUGUCCAGCCCCACACCAGGCUCCAGCCCGGGGCCUGGAGAGCUAGCAAUGGCUGGGACGCUCUUCCUGCCACAGUAUGUGUUCGGUCCGGAUGCAGGCACGACCACAGGUCCUGCAGCGCCACAGGCCUCAGAGAUCCUGGCCAAGAUGUCCGAGUUGGUGCACAGCCGGCUGCAGCAGGGUGCAGGGAGCUCCGGGGCAGUGGGAACGCCCACCGGCCUCUUCCCCGGGACUAAAGGCGCCACGUGCUUUGAGUGUGAGAUCACCUUCAACAACAUCAACAACUUCUACGUGCACAAGCGCCUCUACUGCUCCGGUCGCCGCGCGCCAGAGGACACGCCCGCCGUGCGCAGACCCAAGGCGGCCCCGGUGCCGGCCCGCGCGACCCCAGGAGCCGCUGCAGAGACAGACCCGCAGCGCUCGUCGCCGGGGCCCGGGCCGCGAGAGGAAGAGGCGGGUGGCGCGACCACUCCAGAGGCCGAGGGCGCGGGCCGUGGCAGCGAGGGCAGCCAGAGCCCGGGCAGUUCGGUGGACGACGCGGAGGACGAUCCCAGCCGCACGCUGUGCGAGGCCUGCAACAUCCGGUUCAGUCGUCACGAAACCUAUACUGUGCACAAGCGCUACUACUGCGCCUCACGCCACGACCCGCCACCGCGCCGGCCACCAGCACCAGCGCCGGCUCCCGGACCUGCGGCUCCUGCGCUGACAGCUCCGCCCGUGCGCACGCGCCGGCGACGCAAGCUCUAUGAGCUGCCGGGAGCCAGUGCUCUGCCUCCUGCAGUAGGCCCCGCCCCUGUGCCUGUUGUCCCCGCCCCCACGGCUGAGCUGCCCUCAUCUCCGAGACCUGCGAGCGCAAGCGCCGCCCCUGCCCCCACGCCCUCUCCAGGCCCGGUCCUGGAAGGACCCAUAGACCUGAGCAAGCGGCCCCGUCGCCAGACUCCAGAUGCACCUGCCACUCUGCCUGCUCUGGCGGACUACCAUGAGUGUACUGCAUGUCGCGUAAGCUUCCACAGCCUCGAAGCUUACCUUGCUCACAAGAAAUACUCGUGCCCCGCUGCGCCGUUGCGCACUGCCGCCCUCUGCCCCUACUGCCCGCCCAACGGGCAUGUGCGCGGAGACCUAGUGGAGCACUUGCGCCUGGCACACGGCCUGCAGGUAGCCAAGCCGGCAGCCAACCGAGGCGCUGAGCCUCGCACGCCGGCUGAACGUGCUCCGCGUGAUAGCCCCGACAGACGGGCGCCACGCACGCCAUCCCCAGUUCCAGAAAACACGCCUUCUGAACCAGCAGACCAAGGAGUGCGGACGCCCUCCAAGGGCCCGCCCGCGUCUGCUCCUGCAUCAGGUGGUGGUGGUGGCCACCGCUACUGCCGCCUGUGCAACAUCAGGUUCAGCAGUCUGUCCACCUUCAUCGCACACAAGAAGUAUUAUUGCUCCUCUCACGCCGCCGAGCACGUGAAAUGAGUCUGCGGGGCCGCACCGCCUGGACCCUUGGCACUUAAUAAAGACGUUCAGUGUGACAAGCUC